Messenger RNA from Microtus oregoni (creeping vole), 6126 nucleotides. It is a transcript of the gene Rora, whose product is annotated as RAR related orphan receptor A. Bases 143 to 1546 code for a protein of 467 amino acids. Gene Ontology annotation, molecular function: zinc ion binding; RNA polymerase II cis-regulatory region sequence-specific DNA binding; nuclear receptor activity. Gene Ontology annotation, cellular component: nucleus. The transcript is spliced from 10 exons. Lineage: Eukaryota; Metazoa; Chordata; Mammalia; Rodentia; Cricetidae. Gene Ontology annotation, biological process: negative regulation of inflammatory response; regulation of transcription by RNA polymerase II. The record is from RefSeq and is a predicted model, not a curated record.
GGAGCCUCUUAUGGCUCGGGAUGGCUCUCGGCGGGCGGGCAGCUGCGGCAGCUGCUGCUGUGGCUCGGGCGGCGGCGGCGAGAGGGGGCUCCGGGGUCGGACGGUCGGCUCUCCCUGCGCUCUCCGCACCGCGGCGUAAAGGAUGUAUUUUGUGAUCGCAGCGAUGAAAGCUCAAAUUGAAAUUAUUCCAUGCAAGAUCUGUGGAGACAAAUCGUCAGGAAUCCAUUAUGGUGUCAUUACAUGUGAAGGGUGCAAGGGCUUUUUCAGGAGAAGUCAGCAGAGCAAUGCCACCUACUCCUGCCCUCGUCAGAAGAACUGUCUGAUCGAUCGAACCAGCAGAAACCGCUGCCAGCACUGUCGACUGCAGAAAUGCCUUGCCGUGGGGAUGUCUCGAGAUGCUGUCAAGUUUGGCCGGAUGUCCAAGAAGCAGAGAGACAGCUUAUAUGCCGAGGUGCAAAAGCACCGAAUGCAGCAGCAACAGCGAGACCACCAGCAGCAGCCUGGGGAAGCUGAGCCUCUGACACCCACCUACAACAUCUCGGCCAAUGGGCUGACGGAACUGCACGAUGACCUCAGCACCUACAUGGACGGGCACACCCCGGAGGGCAGCAAGGCCGACUCUGCCGUCAGCAGCUUCUACCUGGAUAUCCAGCCCUCCCCCGACCAGUCGGGACUGGACAUCAAUGGGAUCAAACCAGAACCCAUAUGUGACUACACACCAGCAUCUGGCUUCUUCCCCUACUGCUCCUUUACCAACGGAGAGACUUCCCCAACCGUAUCCAUGGCAGAACUAGAACACCUUGCACAGAACAUAUCCAAAUCGCACCUGGAAACCUGCCAGUACUUGCGGGAAGAACUCCAGCAGAUCACAUGGCAGACCUUCCUGCAGGAGGAGGUUGAGAACUAUCAGAACAAGCAGAGAGAGGUGAUGUGGCAGCUGUGUGCCAUCAAGAUUACAGAAGCUAUCCAGUAUGUGGUGGAGUUUGCCAAACGCAUUGAUGGAUUUAUGGAGCUGUGUCAAAAUGAUCAAAUUGUGCUUCUAAAAGCAGGCUCUCUGGAGGUGGUGUUUAUCAGGAUGUGCCGUGCCUUUGACUCUCAGAACAACACCGUGUACUUUGAUGGGAAGUAUGCUGGCCCCGAUGUCUUCAAAUCCUUAGGUUGUGAAGACUUCAUUAGCUUUGUGUUUGAAUUUGGGAAGAGUUUGUGUUCUAUGCACCUGACUGAAGAUGAAAUCGCAUUAUUUUCUGCAUUUGUACUGAUGUCAGCAGAUCGCUCAUGGCUGCAGGAAAAGGUAAAAAUAGAAAAACUGCAACAGAAAAUUCAGCUAGCCCUUCAACACGUCCUACAGAAGAACCACCGAGAAGAUGGAAUUCUAACAAAGCUAAUAUGCAAGGUGUCUACGUUAAGAGCCUUAUGUGGACGACAUACAGAAAAGCUAAUGGCAUUUAAAGCAAUAUACCCAGACAUUGUGCGACUCCAUUUUCCUCCGUUAUACAAGGAAUUGUUCACUUCAGAAUUUGAGCCAGCAAUGCAAAUCGAUGGGUAAAUGUAGUACCUGUGCACUUCUAGAACGUCUGAAGUAAAAACAUGAAAAAAAAAAUUUAAAAAAGGAACUAAAACAAUGACGACGAAGACAAAAUUAACUGAGACACUUUCUAUGGCCCUGCACAGCCCUGGAGCGCCAACACACUGCACAGACAUCUUGUGGUGAUCGGGGUUCAGGCACAGAGGGAAAACAAUCAGAACCAAUAAAAGCUAAACUUGUUUUGCUCAUGCAUAUGAUUUCCACUAUGCCUACAGAUACGGCCCUUUUUCUGUCUCGACUUCCGGAGCGGUUGGCCUCUGCGUCUAACAGGAGGAGGGUACAACAGUCAGAGGAGCCCCUUUUCAUAUAGCUCACUGCCCACAGACGCCUCCGGGUCACAACAGAGUGCAGCAGUGAUCGGUGGCCCUGGUGUGCACCGCGGGCUUGCAGCGAUCGGUGGCCCUGGUGUGCACCGCGGGCUUGCAGCGUUACUUUGCACAGCUUGCUUUUCUGUGUCAUGAAGGAAGAUUUUGUUUUUCUCACCGAUUAUUGCCGGUCAGCGGGAUGGCGUGAAAAGGGGAUCCACAGCGCUCGCAACAAUAGCAUUAGGAUAUAUUACACAGGGUAAAUGGGCAUGAAGACUAUAUAUAGCUAAAGAGAUAUUGUUUAUAUAUUGUUUUAAUUAAUAUAAAAUGUAGUGACUGGCGUAGCUUUUCCUGUUGAAUUGAUAAGGCACUUUCCGUUUUGCACCUUUUGUUUUCUUUAAAUUAAAUGCUAGCGUGUUCACUGUCGCUGUGUCGCAUGUACACCAGAAACACAAGUUUAGCUGAGAAGGCUUGGAAGGUACGUCGGGAGGUAUUUAUGCUGCUGUUUACAAAAAGGAAAAAAAAAAAGAAAGAAAGAAAAAAAAAAACGAUUAUUUUUAAAAGACUGGCUGGUCAUAUCCAGAAAUCAACAUGUUGAAUUUUUUUUCCCAUCCAGAAAUUUGGAAUUAACGGACUGCUCCCUAAAUCAUACUUUGUUUUGCAUGCAAUUAAGAAUGGGUUUGUUUAUGCUUCAUACAGAGUCCAAGGAGUGUCUGAUGCUGUGAGCUUAAACCAUAUGUGCAGUUUUUUAAGUUUAUGAAAUGCCAUUUUGGGGAAGUGAAGGAGGGGAGACUCAUUUGACACAAUUCAGUAGUCAAAGGGACACAGUAUUAACUUGGAAUUCACAACAAAUUAGUAACCAGAAUAUUAGUUGGAGAGCAAAAACACAAAACAAAAAGUAGAUCUUAUUUAGAAAAAAGAUCCAAAGACUCUAUGCGGAGCAAACACACUCCCUGCAUUCAUUGAAUGUCUUAUGUUCUUAGCAUCAGGAGCCCUAAAAAUUCAUCUCAGAGAAAACUGAUCCUAGACUAGCUGUCCCAGAUUCUAGAAUGCUGCUGUCUGUAUUGGGAAGACAAUGGACGAAGAGGGAGGGAGAUAGCGUUGAACCUGGUUCCCGUAUUUAAAAUCACCCUUCAGAGUAAAGGGGAUGCCAAGCUGCAGACAUUUUCUGUGUAUUUAUCUUCACUAGAAGACUGUGGACUGUAAUUUAUUUUUUUAAAUAUUUAGAAGAUAGUUGGGCUUUUGUGUUCAGGUAAGAAGUAUUGAGGUAUCCUUGAUUAAUUUUGCAUUUUAAAAAAUCCCCAGUGGGAGAAGGAAGGAACAUUCUUAUGUUCACAGGUGUGCAUAUUUUAAAAGCAAGUGCCCCGGGACUAGAGAUGAUGGCUCAGUGAUCAAGAAUGCUUAUUGCUCUAUCAGAGGACCAAAGCCUGGAACCCAGCAACCAGAUCGGGCAACUCAAAAAAGCCUGUAACUCCAGCUCCAAGGUAUCAGUGUUCCUAUUGGCCUCUGUGGGUGCGUGUGUGCAAGCACACACACAUACACACAGUGAAAGAGACAGACACACACACAAAAAAAAAAAAUCAAGAAAUCCUUUAAAACGAGUUCCCUUUUGAGAAAUUAGGAGGCAUUUGGAAGAUGACUUUGGCCACAAGAUACUGGUCUGGCAUCAAAGAUCAUGCAUUACCUGUGAGGAAAAGGGAACAUCGUCCUUGGCACAGGUGGGUGCUUCCAUGAACCCCUACACGUGCAAUAGCCUUUUCUGCCACUAGGGUCCUUGUAGACUCUUUUGCCAGCAUUUCUGUUCUUGCUGAUGUCCCUAUGAUGGGUUUACCCGGGCCAGCCUCCCAGAGCGUGUCAGAUUUUUAACUUCACUGACUUUCUGCCUUAUUUACUGAGGGACUUGGGAAGUAGGAAGGAAUUAUUUGUACAGAAAUGUGUGGGCGAAACCUAAAUAACAUCUGAUUUUUUUUUUCAAAAACAGAGUAAGGGUUUAACCAUAAACAGGAGAGCGAUAUUUACUUAAAUUUCUUACAAGCAUAGAAAUUUUUAUGUGUUUAUAUAGAGAGGUUAGCUGUCAACAUAUAAUAUUUAUAUUGGGCAAGAAGGGGUAAAUCAAAAUUUUAUUUAAGCAUAGUUCCUUUAAAGAUUAAUAGUAUUUAUAUUCUGAAAAGAGUACAGUUUUGUUAUUUAUUUGCCCCCCUUUUUUUUUUCUGUUGUUUCUCCUGUGUGAGGGAAUGGUGUGAGGUUUGGGUUUGGUUUUCAUUUUUCUUUUCUCUUAAGUUCAGAUUUACUAAAUUUGGGGAUGGUUUUAGUAAAGUAUAUUAACUUCUUUUUAACCAAAGCUUUCUGCAUAUGACCAGCCUCGGGUGCUAGCGCACUAAAGAGCAACUAAACCUAAUCCCAGUGUCGGCAUGUGAAUAAGGGAGCUGACCCAACUUGUCCAAGGGGGAGAGAGAAGGUGACAUUGAACUUCAUCUUCCCAGGAAGGAUUCUGCAUGUACCUAACACAAAACAAACCCACGAUACUGCAGUCUCAGUGCCAUGCUGCGGUGGCCAUGCUGCGGUGGCGUGGCUUUCACCACACAGCAGGAGAGAGCAGGGUGCUGCUGUUUCCGGGUGUUCCCGAAAGAAAAACGAGAAGUAGGCUUUCGGAGCAAAAUCCUCUGACCUUGCGGGGACAGAGCCAUACAGACGCACUCUGAGAAACUGAGGGGAGAACUGACGGACAAUUUGCACCUAAGUUGAGAGUCACAGGGAGCCAAGAACAGGAUGGAAAACCUUUGGCAUUUUUCUUUUCCUUAUCAUGAGAACCCCUUGUGUGGUGUCACAAGGUGGUCGAUGACAGAGAAUCAUGAAGCUUAAUAGUUCAUGUCAUGAAAGUUGCCUGAACUUAAAGACUCGACGGUCUCCUGGGGACUGAGCAGUAUUGUACGCUCAGCUGCUGGAAUGCCAUCAGAUAACUCUUUUUUUCCAGAAGGUAAAUGAGGCUUUUGUACAAAAUCUGGAUAUUGUUACUGUGAUACUCAAAUGGUCCAGCAACAUUAUGAGAAACUGGCCUUGACCACAGUGAAGUCCAAAGUGCUGCUGAAAACACUUUUUGGACAGAUCACAAACUGUACUAAGCUAUGGAUUUCUUUUUAUUUUUUUUAAGCAUUCAGAAUUUUAAUUUGUGUGAAAUCCAUAUUUUUUUUUUUUGCCCCAAAGUCUUUCACAUCCUGGUUCACCCUUCCUAACUUAAGGAAAACAUGACCUAAGACACUGCUUCUAAGUUUGGUUGUUCUUUAGCGAGUGGAUACCAGAUCUCUGUGAGUGAACGGGGGUGGGCUGAGGGUCAGGGGAGGAAAGAGCGUGUCUGCCUGUGUGUGUGUGUGUGUGUGUGUGUGUGUGUGUGUGUGUGUGGCUUUCGUGUGUAUGAUAUGCGUGUGUUAGACCGCUUCUAGGCUACUAAGUGUCAAUGGAAAAGAAAAUGUAUUCAAAAUACAUAAAUCAAAACUAGAAGAUGGAAAAAAAGAUUUAUUCUAUACAAAGCCUUGUCUGGACCACUCUAGAGAGACUUCUAUUUUUUUAACCCUUCUAUAAAUAUUUGAUGGCACUAGAAAUAUUCCUGCAAUAAAAUGUGAUUUGUGUAAAGAAAAAAAAAGAUUUUGUAAUGUGAAACAAAGAAAGAAAGUAAUGUAAUUUUCUAAAAAAAAAAAUACAAACAAACAAACUUUGUAUUAUUUUCUUGAUGGAAUUUGCCUAUCUGUCUUUGGAAAACUUUUUAUUUCAUUGAAUGUGCCAUAGUAGAUGUAUGUGUUUUUAGUUUUAGACUAAGGGAUGGCUGUUUGUGUUCCGACAUUCCAAAAUGCAAAGCAACUUAGAAGAAGCCUUGAUGAGGAGGUUUCAGUAGGAUGCAAGCGUCUCUCCUUGUUGCUUUUUUGCACACGUCUUUAAUUCCUACCUAGUGCAAUAUCUGUACAUAGAGCACUUGCGGGUGUACUUUGAUCCCUCAGGGAAAAACACAUAUUUGUACAGCUGUUGGGUUUGUUUUGGUUUUUUGUUUGUUUUUGGGUUUAUUUUCCUUUUUGUUUUUGGCUAAGGAAUGUCGAUCGAAUCACGUGUUAUUGUUAAGAGGCAGCCAGAUAAUCAGCCUAAAGCCACUGUUUCAGACCCCGAUUGUUUGAGUCAUGUCUUUCCAGUACUAUUAUUUUCAAAUAACAAUUAAUAAUAAUAAUAAUAAAAGGCUAUUUUCUGACA